Ipomoea nil (Japanese morning glory) is the source of this 1916-nucleotide messenger RNA. RefSeq lists its product as uncharacterized. The record is from RefSeq and is a predicted model, not a curated record. The coding region runs from base 342 to 1697 and encodes 451 amino acids. Lineage: Eukaryota; Viridiplantae; Streptophyta; Magnoliopsida; Solanales; Convolvulaceae. The transcript is spliced from 10 exons.
UUCUCUCUCGCACAAUACAUAUAUUUGACUUUAUCCUCUGUUUCCCAGAAAUGUAUAGUGGUUGUUUCCAUCGAACUUAGCUCAGAAAAUCACAAAAGUAGAUACACAUAUAUUAUUGUAGUUUCUUUCUUAUAUAAAUGGGUUCUCUUCCCUUUCACGUUUCCUUCUAAAGAUUCGAUUUUUAUCUUUCUGUUUCCACCAGGAGGAGAAGGGCUUGAUCAGCUCUCUUCUCUUUCUCCUGGGAUUGUUAUAUUCUUUGAAUUUUGGGGUUUUCUUGAAAAAUUAUAUUACCCAUUUUGUUUAGUGACUCUGAAAUUAGGGGUGGGUGGGUGGGUGGGGAGAUGGGGGGAUGCAUGUCAAGGCCGGGUAGAUUUGGAGGUGAGAGAAAGAAGAAGUGUGGGAAGAGAUGGAAAUCUGGUAUCAAGAAGAGGGUCUCUUUUCAUUCUUCUGAUCCAUCGUUGGAUAAAGCUGUCAAGAAUCCAUCUUUCACCAAUCCCACAAUCCAUGGAAGUGCUGAGGAAACAUGGUUUGAUUCUGCUGCAGUGUUUGAAUCUGACUGCAGUGAUGAAGAAUUCCAGAGUGUAACUGAUGAUGUUCACUCUCUCAGCGGCUCUGAAGCCGAACAUGCGCAUAAACCAGAGAAUUCACCGAAAGAUUCUGAGGUGAAGCCGGUGUUCCUUGAUGAAAUAUCUCCCUGCAUAGAUGAAUGCAGUGGCAGGGAUGAAGAUUUGUUAAACAAUUGUGGAAUUCUCCCAAACAACUGUUUGCCCUGUCUCGCAUCUGCUAUCCCCCAUGUCGAGAAGAGAAGAUCCUUCAGCUCCAGCCCUCCAAAUUCAAGGAAAAAGAAUGCGUUAAAACUGUCCUUCAAAUGGAAAGAAGGAAAUUCUAAUGCAAUUUUACUUUCAUCGAAGUCACUUCUGCAAAGACCAAUAGCCGGGUCCCAAGUGCCAUUUUGUCCCUUAGAAAAGCGAGUGUCAGACAGUUGGUCACGCAUUGAAGCGGCUACUUUCAAAGUUCGAGGGGAGAACUAUUUUCGGGAUAAAAAGAAGGAUUUUGCUCCCAAAAACGCAGCUUAUUACCCCUUUGGCGUUGAUGUAUUUUUAUGUCCUAGGAAAAUAAAUCAUAUAUCUCAGCUUGUGGAACUUCCGGUUAUAGAAUCUUCUGGGAGGCUUCCACCUAUUCUUGUCGUGAAUAUUCAGGUACCGCUGUAUCCAGCCACGAUUUUUCAAAACGAAACCGAUGGCGAAGGAAUCAGUUUCGUGUUGUAUUUCAAGCUUUCCGAAACUUAUGCUAAAGAACUUCCAUCGCAUUUUCAAGAGAGUAUAAGACGCCUAAUGGAGAAUGACACGGAAAAGGUGAAGGCGUUUCCUGUAGACAAUACUGUGCCCUUUCGGGAACGGUUGAAGAUAUUAGGUCGUGUAGCAAACGUGGAACAUCUGCCAUUGAGUGCAGCAGAGAGGAAGCUCAUGCAUGCCUACAAUGAAAAGCCUGUCCUUUCGCGGCCUCAGCACGAGUUCUACACAGGAGAGAACUAUUUCGAGAUCGAUUUAGAUAUGCACAGAUUCAGUUACAUCUCUAGGAAGGGAUUUGAAGCAUUCUUAGAUAGGCUAAAGCUUUGCAUCUUGGAUUUUGGGCUCACAAUUCAGGGUAACAAAUCUGAAGAAUUGCCAGAGCAGAUGUUAUGUUGUGUUGUGUGAGACUGAAUGAAAUUGAUUAUGUAAAUGAUCAGCAGCUAUGUGGUCUAUUAGUCAACUCUCCAUCCCAACUAGAAUUUGUGUAGUUCUAGAUCUCGGUCGUCAUGUUGUGCAAUCUAUGGUGUCAUUUUGAGGUGUCUUAGAAUACGAUAAACAGUUUCGAUGUAGAAUAUGAUAAACAGCUUCCAAGUGACAUUCAAUGUAUAAUAAACUCGUUUUAUA